AUGUCAAACUCAAUGACCCAUCAAAAUCAAUUUGAGAACCAAGAUUUACUAGGUGGUGCUGCUGCUGGUGCCUAUGUUUCAUCUUCUUCUUUAAGGAACAACAAUGUAGUAUCCUAUUCUGAAACGUUUCAUCACAAUAUUGAACUCUCACAAGGCUCUGAAAUGAGUCAUACAAGACAUUUGAUGGAUCUACUUGGUGCUGCAAACGACAACAAUCACCAAACUCAACAAGGUUUAUCACUUUCUUUAGGCUCUCACAUGCUUGUUGUUCCUUCUCAUGAUUUCAGAAACCGUUCCUUAAAUCAAGGUCUUAUGAUUAACCCAAGUUACUUCAUGUCUGGUCAAGAGCAGUCACGUGAGUCUUGUAAUAAUCAUCCGCCUGUGGUGGAGAAUAAUCUAACAAGUGAUUAUUUUUACACUGGAAGUGGUGGAAAUUUUGGUUCAUCUUUGAACCGUUCUACUUCUACUUCUUAUGGAAACGAGAGCUUUGGUUCUGUUAUUGGAAACUCUAGAUAUCUUAAACCGGCUCAGUCACUCCUUGAAGAUCUUGUUGAUGUUGGUGGAAAUGUGAUUGAUAGAAUGAAUCAAAAGUAUGCUGAGAAAUUGUUUCAUGCAAGUAGAACUGGUGCUAGAACACUUUCCUCUGAGCUUAAAGCUGAGUUGAGGAUUCAUGGACAUUUGUUGGCCGAUAAACAUGAACAUCAAGUCAAAAUUGCAAAACUCAUUUCUUUGUUGGAUGAGGUUGAGAGUAGAUAUGAGAAAUACUAUCAUCAAAUGGAAGAAGUGGUGUCAUCUUUUGAAAUGAUAGCAGGUUUAGGGGCUGCCAAAUGUUACACUGCUUUAGCACUUCAAGCAAUGUCUAGACAUUUUUGCAGCUUAAGAGAUGCCAUAAUGUCACAAAUAAAUGUUGAGAAAAGAAAACUUUUUCAAGAUGUACCAAAAAUCAACAAUGGAUUAUCUCAACUUAGCUUAUUUGAGAGAGAUAGUAAUAAUAAUAACAACAACAACAACAGACAGAAUAGAGUGUCUCUUCAACAACUUGGAAUCAUUCAAAACCAAAGACAAAUUUGGAGACCCAUUAGAGGCUUACCUGAAACCUCUGUUGCAAUUCUUCGUGCUUGGUUAUUUGAGCACUUUCUUCAUCCGUAUCCUAAUGAUUCUGAGAAAUUAAUGUUGGCUUCCCAAACCGGUUUAACAAAAAACCAAGUGUCAAAUUGGUUCAUAAAUGCAAGGGUAAGGUUAUGGAAACCAAUGAUAGAAGAAAUGUACAAAGAAGAGUUUGGAGACUCAUCCGAAGACUCCAAUCCAGCAGCUAACAAUUACAUGUCAAGAGAAGAUGCAACAGACUGUGUGGAGGAUUAG
Messenger RNA from Lathyrus sativus (Indian pea), 1362 nucleotides. NCBI's taxonomy places the organism in Eukaryota, Viridiplantae, Streptophyta, Magnoliopsida, Fabales, Fabaceae. The record is from the annotation of a GenBank genome assembly.